ACCAGAGCAGACAAUAGGCCCCUAAAGUGUUCCCCCUAAGUUGCUUUGAUGUUGUCCUGGUGUCUUGAUACCAGGAGGCCAGGGAUUGCAGGAAAAGGGUCUUUUUUGUCUUCAUUCACUUUCCCCCCUCAGUUUCUGAAAUGAUUCUCCAGAAUUUCUCCUCAUAAAAAAGAGAUCAGUGUUGGGAAGUGCUUCUGUGUCCUGAUGUAGAAGAGAGAACAAAUUGGACAUCUUGAAAGGUGAAGGUUCCCUUUGAGAGGGGGGCCCCUGGACUCCGGCUCCAGGAUGAGCAGUGCCGUGUCGUGACCCCUGGGGUUUCGUGUGCCCUGGAGAUGCGAGAUUUUCCUUUGGCAGCAGGAGGCACACACCCAGAGAAUGCUGGAACUGCAAGGGGAAAGGACCUAUUUCCACAGCAAAGAAAAACCAAGAGGAAAAAGGCAUACAGGUUGCCAGCGCUAAAGGACGCACCCGGCAAGCCGUGGGCCCCUGGCCCUGCCCCCAGCAGCCGUUGCUGCUGCAGCCCGAGAGGAACUCGGUGA
Messenger RNA from Lepus europaeus (European hare), 539 nucleotides. RefSeq lists its product as uncharacterized. The coding region runs from base 333 to 539 and encodes 68 amino acids. The transcript has 4 exons. Lineage: Eukaryota; Metazoa; Chordata; Mammalia; Lagomorpha; Leporidae. The record is from RefSeq and is a predicted model, not a curated record.